Plutella xylostella (diamondback moth) is the source of this 3277-nucleotide messenger RNA. It is a transcript of the gene hig, whose product is annotated as locomotion-related protein hikaru genki. NCBI's taxonomy places the organism in Eukaryota, Metazoa, Arthropoda, Insecta, Lepidoptera, Plutellidae. The record is from RefSeq and is a predicted model, not a curated record.
GGGAUGCUAAUCAAUACAGCCAGACAGACGAAGAGAGGGGUUAGAGGGGAAACCAUUUCGGAAAGGAAGCUGUGAUUUAGUGUGCCGCUGUUUGUGUUGCUAAACACUUGAUUAAUUAUUACUCAUGUAGUCGCUAAAAUCUCUCAAAAUGGCGGUUAAAACUUUCUACAUGGUGAAGUACCGUCUGAAACUGCAUUGUGCGAUUGUCAUCUUGUGCUACCUUGUUUUGUUUUUGUUGAUUCCCGGGUAUGAGGCUAUAGAGCAGAAUGGGACCUAUGUCUCUUUUACUCUGGAGGACUUCAAGUGUACUGUACCCGAUGUUACAAGCGUUGAUACGGAACUGGACUUGUCGAGAUUUAGAGCAGACUUUUCAAAAAUAUCUGAGGUCAAAUUUCCAAGUCUAAUCGGCCCGCUGAACGAGAAACUCAUAUGCAAAAUAAAAUGCAUCGAUGGAAACUGGGUUGGUCCCCUUUGCUCCAACACCGAAGAUGGUCGCUACCAGCCAAUAUUACGGGAGUGCGCUUACAACAAAGAUCAAUUCCCGUUGCUGUCGAUCACCUUCAAAAACUCCUCCAUUAUGGAGCCGACGUUGUUUCCCCACGGGUCGGUGGUGGCGGCGCGAUGUAGACUCCUGGGGCUCUACAAGCUGAAGGGGGAAGGCUCUAUGCGCUGCGAGAAUGGCGAGUGGACCCCGCGCUUCCCUGAGUGUGUGCCAACCACACUCAUCACCAACUUUACAGGGGACGCGCCACCCACCAUCCUGUACACGCUGGUCUCCGGCUCAGCGGCGGUGGGUCCUGAGGGGGCGCUGCACGUGUACCCCGACAGCUCGCUGCGCCUCGACUGCAUCACCAGGCGGUCUACCGGACACCCCGACUGGGCCUGGACCAGACCUGCCGAGUCUUCGCCAGAGUGGUCUCCCGAUGCUGCGGAGAAGGACACCCACUUCCGGCUGACUCUAAACAAAGUGACGCCUCGUCACAGUGACCAGUACACCUGCACCACUGCUACUGGUCACACCAACACUAUCACCAUCAAAGUUGUCCACGUGGUUUGCCCGCAACAAAACGAAUCAAGCCCUCCUUUAAUAGCGUUCUCUGAGGGAACGCGCCUCGGUCACUCCGUGCACUUCAGCUGCCGUAAGGGGUUCCAUCUGAAUGGAGCCUCCGUCAUCACCUGCGGCAGUGAUGGUUUGUGGUCAGCCCCAAUACCGACGUGCGUGGAGACCUUCUGUCCUGUUCUACGGUCGUUAGGGCCACACCUGAGCGUGGUUGAGUAUAACUCCUCGUUCGGGGGCCGUGCCGUAUUCGCGUGCUCGUGGGGCUACCGGCUGAUCGGACCCCCCGGGCUGGAGUGCGAGCAGGACGGAACGUGGUCCGGGGAUAUACCAUCUUGCAUGCCGAUCUACUGCCCGAAACCUGUGGUUCCAGAAAAUGGGCGUCUUCUGACUGAAGCUUCGAACCGAGACGGCAAAUAUCCAGUAGGAGACCUCAUGAUAUACACAUGUGAUGAGGGUUUCCAGUUCGUCGGGGAGUCUUCGAUCGUCUGCACUGAGAAUGGAUUUUGGUCUCACCCUCCUCCAUUCUGUGUUCCCCCCUCGGAGGUCAGGAAGUCUGACACUAUCUAUCUGGAGAAUACUACUCUAGUCCACGUAGACGAGUAAUCUCUUAUACUAUUAGUGCUUUAGGAUGGGGUGACACCUGUCAUUUAGGAACAUUUUAGUUGGGUGGGACCGGGUGGGACACUAAAAUGUUCCUAUCCGACAGACGUCACCAUCAUUUUAUAUCGCGCUAUGUAGCUUAGUUCAUAAGAUGCCCGUUUCCGAUUGAAGAUUUGGGCGAAGUUUUGGACAAAAUGUCGAAUUUAACUUGCCUCCUUCAAUCAUUCUGGUUCGAUUGAAGGACACAAGCUUCAGCCAGAUUGUCCAUCACUUCUGUGGAAUUGUACUGUAUUGAAAGGCUGCUAGUGUAUGCAUUUGUGAUGGGGAAACGGGGCAGUUUAGAUGAUAAACUCAUAGGCGUUUAGUAAAUUGCCUACUUAUUUAUCGUUACUGUAGGUAAUUUUAAUAAGAUGUUGGCACCGACCGGAUCUUCAAUGUAGUUUUACAUACUUACUUCAUGGAAUGUUAUUUAAGGUACUUAUAAGUAACUAAUUAAACAUCAUUAUGAUUAUAAAAAAGGGUAAAUAGAUACGACGGCUUAACUUUAUUAAUAAUGCUUAGGAUAAAAUUUAAAAACCGAAGCAUUUUUUAAGUAGGUAAAUUGUUCUCUUUAUUAAAUUAAAACUAAUUAAAAUAAGUACCUACUUUAUAAAAAAUAUAUUUAAAAAACAUUAACUAGACUAAGUGAGUGUCUAUCAUGAAAUAUAAUAACUUUAAACAUUGAAUUAACCUAUUUAUUGAUAUACUUAAUCUAAAUUUUAUUACAAGGUGCCAAGUUCUAGUACUUCUACUGAGUAAUAGUAGUACCUACUUCGGCACCAACGUAACUACGUUUAAUUAUUAUUAUUAUGCUAUCAUGAUACCUGCAAUGUCAUUAAAUUAGUUAAGUGAAAGCUAAAAUUAACCUUUUUAGACUAAAACCUAGAUUUAAAAACGUGACAUGCCACAGCAUUGUGGCUGGGUGCCCAGUUGGCUGAUGGCAUCACCUCUUACUUAUACAGGGUGUUGCAAUUGUUGUAAGUAUCUCCAUAGAAACUUUGUUGGAUUUUUAGCAACACCCUGUAUAGCUUAUAGCCAUGCUUAAAGGUACUAUUCCGUGCAUCGCGACAGUCGUAGGCUGCGCGCGGCUUACGGCUGUCGUCGGUCGGUCGCUCGCGACAAUAGUCAGAGUAAAUAUAAAUGUAUGGUAGCGUCUUCGACGACUGCGACAGACGCGCGCGGCGGUGUCUCGAAAUCUACGGAGUAAAUUUCUAAGUUAUCGCUUACAACUAUCAUUUUUAGAUUCAGUUUCCCAAGAAAAAACAAGUACUGUUGAUGAGGAACACUCCUGCAUUGCGAUUCUGUAAAAUCAAACUUCACUUCGCAUCUCACUUCGAUCUUCAUUCUCCCUACACCUUUCACUUCACGUUCGAACAGUAAUGACAUUAUAUAUGUCAUCUCAUACAUUAUUUGUCAAAAUCUCGAAAUUGCUUUAAUUCUACUCACUUCCACUUCCAACCUUGUAAGGAUGUCGCUAGUGUGCAUUCGAUGUGUCUACGGAAAUUACAGAAUGCCAAUUUGAAAACUCACUCCGGAUUCAGAAUCGAGUUUUGACAAUUAGCUUUAUAGAAUCGCAAU